This is a messenger RNA of Kwoniella shivajii, 471 nucleotides long. RefSeq names its product ribosomal protein L32. Gene Ontology annotation, molecular function: structural constituent of ribosome. Gene Ontology annotation, cellular component: mitochondrial large ribosomal subunit. Bases 1 to 471 code for a protein of 156 amino acids. The transcript is spliced from 3 exons. Gene Ontology annotation, biological process: translation. NCBI's taxonomy places the organism in Eukaryota, Fungi, Basidiomycota, Tremellomycetes, Tremellales, Cryptococcaceae. The record is from RefSeq and is a predicted model, not a curated record.
AUGGCAUCUCUUCCAGCAUCCACGCGCUCAUCGCUCUUCUCACUUCGACCGUUGAUGUCCUCAGUAAGACCAACUUGGUCCCUCCCAUGCAUCGCUUCUUCUUCUUCUUCUUCCUCAAUAUCAGCAAUCUCACCUGUCGCUCCCCUCACUUCAACUGCAUCUGGAUGGACAUCCAUCUUCCCUUCUUUCUCACUCGAAUCAAUACUCGAAUUGAUCCCACCGAUCGUAUGGGCAAGUGUACCUAAAAAGAAAACUUCACAUAGUAGGAAGAGUAUGCGAGCAGCGAAUAAAGGGUUAAAGAACAGGACUAAUUUGUCACUUUGUGAAGCUUGUGGGUCGAUCAAAUUGACUCAUCACAUAUGCCCUAAUUGCUAUUCUCAAAUAUCACGAAGGUGGAAGAGAGAAGCAAGAGGUGAAAUACCUGCAGGAACACUUAGAGAACCGGUCAGCGAGCAAAGGGCUGAACCAUAG